GUAUUGGCGGCGGAGGGCUGGAAGGUGUGUCGGUCACUGCUGUCGCUCAGCUGUCAACCCCCCCCCCUCCUCCUCCUCAGUGUGUGUGUGAGAGAGAGGAGACGGCGAGAGAGAGAGAGAGAGAGAGAGAGAGAGAGAGAGAAGUUUCCUCUGGUCUAAGCGCACGGUCGUUGAUCGUUCACUUCGAUGGCACGUCCGUAUCCGUGUGCAGCGCUGCUGGGUUUGGAGCCUCGCCGCUUUCAACAGAUCUGAGGAAUCACAGCAAUCGUGUCACCAUCCAUGGCUGAAUUUGGAGGGAACAAGAGCGCCGUCGGACCACCGGUUGCUGGCCGGAAAGCUGCGUCAGGAGGAGCCGGAAUGAGUCUGGAGACGCACCGGGGAGAGCCGGUGUCAAACGGAAACUGCAGCGUGUCAGACACCGUGAAGAGGGUCCAGAACGAAUCCAGCUGCGAGUCCCCGACGUGGGAAGGCACAGGUUCAGAUUCAGCCUGCAAACCAAUCCCUCGACGCAGCAGUCUGAUCAAGGAUGGGUCACGUGCUGGUCGGGAAAGGAAGAAGACCGUGUCCUUCAGCAGCAGCCUGUCAGAGAAGAAGAUCAGCAGUGCUGCAGACUGUAUCCACUCCAUGGUUGAGGGGAGUGAACUGAAAAAAAUCCGAACAAACUCACGUGUUUACCAGCGUUACUACCUGCUGGACACAGGCCUCCAGGCUUUAUGCUGGGAGCCAUCCAAGAAGGAGUCAGACAAAGCCCGGAUCUCUCUCGCCUCCAUACGAGAGGUACGGACAGGUCGUAACACAGAAACCUUCCGCACCAGUGGAGUUUAUGAGCAGAUUUCAGAGGACUGUGCAUUCUCCAUCAUCUAUGGAGAGAUAUAUGAAAGCUUGGACCUGGUGGCCAACUCUUCUGAAGUAGCUAACAUUUGGGUUACUGGCUUAAGGUAUCUGAUGCAGUAUGGGAAACAUGCCCUCGACAUGCUCGCCAGCAGUCAGGACAGCCUACGUCUUGUCUGGCUGGAGCAGCUAUUCUCCUCUGCUGCUGAUUUGGACAGACAGGAAGGCAUGGAAGAAGGGAUCCACUUGCAGUCAGCCAUUAAGUUGAUACAGACUGUGAACCCUGGGGUGAGCAGCGGCAAAGUGGAGCACAGGUUUAAAGAGCUUCAAAGAGUUCGGGAGAGGAUGUGUGGCUUUACUCUAGACAAUGGAUCUGGAGUUAAAGAUAACAGCGAAAACAAAAGACUAAUAGAAAGAAAUGAGCUAGUCACCAAGCAGGAGUUCAUUGAGGUCUUCCAUGACUUUUGCACACGCCCGGAGAUCUACUUUCUUUUGGUGCAGUUCUCUAGCAACAAGGAGUUCCUGGACACCAAAGACCUGAUGAGGUUCCUCGAGGCUGAGCAGGGCAUGGCUCAAGUGAGUGAGGAAACCAGCCUGAAGCUCAUCCAGUCCCAUGAGCCAUCGGAGGAAGGCCAGCAGCAGGGAUACCUGUCACUGGAUGGCUUUACCAGCUACCUCACUUCGGUAGAGUGCCACCUUUUUGACAGGGAGCAUGAUACCGUGUUCCAGGACAUGUCCCAGCCUUUGUCUCACUACUACAUCAACUCCUCCCACAACACCUACCUCAUUGAGGACCAGUUUCGAGGUCCGUCUGACAUCUCCGGCUACAUCCGUGCCCUCAAGAUGGGUUGUCGAUGCGUGGAGGUGGAUGUUUGGGAUGGCCCUGAUGAGGAGCCAGUGGUAUGUACUGGACACACCCUCUCCCCACCACUGGCCCUGCGUUGUGUGUUAGAAGCAAUUGGAAAGUUUGCAUUUGUGGCAUCGGAGUAUCCAUUGAUCAUAUGUAUUGAGAACCACUGUUCACAUCGACAACAGAAAGUGAUGUGGCAACAUCUCGUGAGGAUAAUAGGGAAGAAGUUAUAUACAGGUUCCCCAGACGAAGGGGAAUCAUACCUACCAUCGCCCCAUGACCUAAGGCAUCGAAUUCUACUAAAGGGUAAAAAGUUGGGUCCAGGUUCUGAUGGUGAGGACGGAGAGGUAAGUGAGGAGGAUGAAGGGGCAGAGAUGUGUCAAAGGAUGAAAGCAGCUAACAGUGGAGGGGCAACACCUGGAGGAAAUGAGGACAUGGUGCAGAAAAGUGUCUCUUUCACAGCUGUCCCUCAGUCUAAUCCUCUUCAUAUUCCUCCCAAACGUUUCCAACUCUUGAAGGAGCUCUCUGACCUAGUAACUCUUUGCUGCUCAAUCCGCUUCAUUGACUUUACAACAUCGUCCGAAAGCCAAGAACCUUGGGAAAUGUGUUCCUUUCACGAAUCCCUGGCUGUGCGUCUUGCUGGCGAGAGCCCUGGCGACUUUGUCAAUCACAACAAGCAUUUCCUGUCACGGGUGUACCCAAGCCCCAUGCGUAUUGACUCAAGCAACAUGAACCCUCAGGACCUGUGGAAGUGCGGAUGCCAGAUUGUGUCUAUGAAUUUUCAGACAGCAGGACUGAUGAUGGACCUGAACACUGCCUGGUUCCGGCAGAAUGGGAACUGUGGUUAUGUCCUGCGGCCAGCCAUCAUGCGGCAGGAGGUGUCUUAUUUCAGUGCUGACACCAGAGACACAGUGCCUGGUGUGUCUCCACAGCUGCUCCAUGUGAAGGUUAUAAGUGGCCAGAACCUGCCCAAGCCGAGGGGUGCGGGUGCCAAAGGAGACGUGGUGGACCCCUACGUGUAUGUUGAGAUCCAUGGCAUCCCAGCUGAUUGCACAGAGCGCCGAACCAGGACUGUGACCCAGAAUGGGGACAACCCCAUCUUCGAUGAGAGCUUUGAGUUCCAGAUCAACCUACCGGAGCUUGCCAUGGUUCGCUUUGUGGUGCUGGAUGACGACUUCAUCGGCGAUGAGUUCAUAGGUCAGUAUACCAUCCCUCUGGAGUGUCUUCAACCGGGCUACCGACACGUACCACUCCAGUCUCUGACAGGGGAGGAACUUCCCCAUGCCAAGCUGUUUGUCCAUGUGGCCCUCACCAAUCGGAGAGGAGGGGGAAAGCCUCACAAAAGGGGUCUGUCUGUGCGGAAGGCCCGCAAGGGGAGGAACUACCCAGCUCUGAGGGACUUAGGGGUCCGGGCUGUGGAUGAUGUUUUCAAGAUGGCUGCUCCUCUGCUGAGGGAAGCCACUGACCUGAGAGAAAACAUGCAGAACUCAGUAGCAGUGUUCAGGGAACUGUGUGGGGUGUCUGUGGUGGCUAACCUCAUGCAGUGCGUACUAGCUUUGGGCUCCAGGGUGUCAGGACCAGACGGGGCUCCUUUACUACUGUUUGACCUCCGGGACCACUACCCCACCCUGGAGCCUCAGGGGCCCCUGCCAGACGUCCUUCGCCGGGUCGUCUCCACUUAUGAAAUGAUGGUCCAGGCGAGCAGAGCAGUGAUCGAGCUCUCUGAUGGAAUCUACGACCGGAUCCUGCACAUACAGACAAUGGCAAUGGAGUUUCAUGAGAAGCUGCAGAGCCUGGCGGCGAAGGAGGGGCUAAAAGGUCGCAAGGUCAGUCGAGCGCUGGAGAGUUUCAGCUGGAACAUCACCAUCCUUAAGGGUCAGGCUGACCUACUGAAGCACGCCAAAGCUGAAGUCCAGGAGAACAUGAAGCAGGUCCACGAUGCCGCUUUGACUGGAAACCUCACCAAGGAGAGUGCAGGACUGAGAAGAGUCCGCUCCCAGACACGACGAGGUCAGGAUGACAAACCCACCGCAAGCGCUAGAGGACCCUCUGCAUAGGAAGCAAAUGAUCAACUAAUGAGGACGCGACCAAAAUUGCCAUUGUAGCUGCUGUGAAAAACCCUUUUCAUGUCAUUAAAAUGUUUCAUCUUACUCUGACUUGGUGGCAGACUGACAAUCCAAUAUGAGACCUUAUAGCAGGUGCAGAGUUUUUGAGAGAGAAGAACAGAAGAGUGGGUGAAUGUAAAAGUCUUCACAUUGCAGCCACCUUCCACCCACCUGCUGCAGAUAACCCUGGAGAGCUGGUGAAGUCAGAGCGCUGCAGAAGAUAAAUGACACUGGAGAGAUGAAUGUAGUUAGAUUUAAAGCCAAGGUUCAGUUUGUACUGUAUUAAACUGUAAAUACAACAAGUGUCUAUUAACCUCUUCUUAUGUGCAAUGUGUCUUGAAGAGGGAGGGAAAUUUGUCAUUUUUCUGGCAUAGGCUGGGAUGACUCAGAACUCAGCCAAAAGAUGUUGAAAGCCUUUUGAAAACUUUUGAAAAACUGCCACCUCCACAUGUUAAAAGCUUGUGCUUCACAAAGCCACUGUCUAGCAAUAUCAAAUAAGGACUCAAAUCAAGAUUGGUUUAGGGUAUGUUUAACACAAUUUUAUGGAUUAUUUAAACAGGAGAUAAGCAGGAAUGUGUGGAUGUUUGUGUAGGUCUUUUAUCUCCUGGACCAGUGCGGCCCUUAAUAUCGACAUCCAUCUUAUUUCCAUUGAGCAUUUCGAGGUCCUGCACCGCUGCUCUUCAUCCAAUCACCUUUAGGUCCAUUCAAGUUACCCUUUGUUGUCUCAAAUACAGUAUUCUAUAUUUUUGUAUUUUCCCAAGGGCCUUGUGCUAAUUAAACCACUGUUAUUCACCACAAAGAUCAACUCCAGACCUGUAAAUGUAUGCCUGUAGGGAACAAAUACUGUUAUGUUUAAAGUGCUUACUUUGCGUGCAAAACACUGUACAGUAUUUUAUUAUGUAAUUCUAUCCUUUUGCUGUAAAGAAUAUUUUACAUAAGUUAUUGAUCCUGAAUGAAAACAUUCCAGAUAUAUGUUAUUGGUGCAGUAGAUGAAGCUCGACCUCUUCCGUUCUGUAAAAGGUUGCAGUUCAUGAUUACCUUCCUUCAGUCGGGAUGGAAAUAAACUAGU
Morone saxatilis (striped sea-bass) is the source of this 4855-nucleotide messenger RNA. Its product is annotated as inactive phospholipase C-like protein 2. Gene Ontology annotation, biological process: lipid metabolic process; intracellular signal transduction. The transcript is spliced from 12 exons. NCBI's taxonomy places the organism in Eukaryota, Metazoa, Chordata, Actinopteri, Moronidae. The coding region runs from base 280 to 3738 and encodes 1152 amino acids. The record is from RefSeq and is a predicted model, not a curated record. Gene Ontology annotation, molecular function: phosphatidylinositol-4,5-bisphosphate phospholipase C activity.